Messenger RNA from Carassius auratus (goldfish), 1665 nucleotides. It is a transcript of the gene lpar5a, whose product is annotated as lysophosphatidic acid receptor 5a. The record is from RefSeq and is a predicted model, not a curated record. Gene Ontology annotation, biological process: behavioral response to pain; G protein-coupled receptor signaling pathway. Gene Ontology annotation, molecular function: G protein-coupled receptor activity. NCBI's taxonomy places the organism in Eukaryota, Metazoa, Chordata, Actinopteri, Cypriniformes, Cyprinidae. Gene Ontology annotation, cellular component: membrane. Bases 93 to 1073 code for a protein of 326 amino acids. The transcript has a single exon.
AAAAAGGUAGCACAACAGGAAAAAAAAUCAUUUCAGAGCCAUUUCACGUUUCGACACGGCACUUCUCUUAAAUUCGCCUUCAUCUUUGGAAAAUGCCUUACAACAACACAGAUAACUGCAGCACAUCAGAUUUCAGAUAUCCACUUUUCACUUCCACCUACAGCAUCGUGCUGCUGUUCGGGCUUCCUUUGAACUUUGUGUCUCUUUGGAUACUGGUUUGUCGGAAUGGAUUGAGGAAAUCCGUUCCGGUGAUCUACAUGGCCAACCUGGCCUUAUCGGACCUACUUUUCACUCUUUCCCUGCCCUUUCGGAUCAUCUACUUUGCCACAGGUAAAUGGAAGCUGGGAAACACUCUGUGCAUGAUUCCAGGGACCCUCUUUGCUGUCAACAUCUAUUCCAGCUCCUUGUUCAUCACACUCAUCAGCGUGGACCGGAUGCUGGCUGUGGUGUAUCCACUGAGAUCUCGCCAUUUGAGGACGGUACCAAUAGCCUGGGUGUUUUGUGCAAUCGUGUGGCUGAUCAUCGCUGGAUUGGCAGUGCCAACAGCCUUAAACCAUCCCGAAAAUAAGGAUAAAUAUUGUAAUGUUACACGUUGUUUUGAGAGAUACACAGAGGAAGAAUGGUUUAAGGGGUUCAUUAUCCUCUGCUGUGCCACUUUCUUUGGUAUUUUAAUACCUUUCUGCAUUAUUCUGGGCUGUACAGUGGCAGUCGUAUGGCAGCUGAAAGGCUACAGCAUGGCGACUUCCUCAUGCAGCUCCGAGUUGAGUAAAGGCAAGAUUGUGAAACUCUUUCUGUCUAACUUGCUCAUCUAUGCCAUUUGUUUCAUCCCAUUUCACACUGCUUUCAUCCUCUUUGGCUUGAGCAAACUUCAUUUCUUCAACGAAGAGAAAACUCUCAAAAUGUACUUUGACCUACAGACUGUAACCAUGUGCAUGGCCAGCACAAACAGCUGUCUGGACCCGUUGAUCUAUUAUUUCAGCUCAAAGAAUAUUAAAGGUAGAGACAGAUGUGAUUCUUCAUCCAAAACCGUCGGUCUCGGCCUGGUCCAGAGCAUGAGUUGGAAUGUACAGUAAAGCACCAUCCAUCAUAAAUUGCUUAUGUUGUUGAGGUAAAGAAGCUCUUUGUCUGAAAGGAAAUGGUUAUGUAGAAAAAAAAAGCAGGUCUUAGACCAAAAGCUGACUCACACACGAGAACUGUGCACAUCUCUGCUCAUGUGCAAAGCGUGAAACGGUUGCAACUCUCUUAUCGUCCUAAAGCUGGUGAAAAGGGAAGACACCGGAAGUUGAGACAGUGAUUCAUAACCUGCCAAUGUGAUAUAAAUACUUUAAUUUCAUUGUUGUAUAUCAUCAACUAAGCUGUUUAAGUGUAUAUUAGCUUAUGACUGAGAACCAAGGGCAGUAGCUACUGUGAAAAUGUUGGCCCCUCUGGUUGUAUAUUGCUACGUGUUGCUGCAUUAGCUGCUUUUCUUCCAGCAUUACAGUUGAAAAAGUGUUCAGUUUGUCUUUUUUUCUGUUUUUGUGUUAUUGAGCAAUCAUUUAAACUGCAUUUUUACUUCCCCAGGAUUGCACUGAAGUUCUGCAUAGUAAUACAUGUGCACUUUUCCUUAUGUGUCAUGCAUUAUGUUGGUCGAAAUAAAUUAAGCAUACUUGUGCUAAGUUUAACCUA